Molecule: messenger RNA, 954 nt
Organism: Penicillium canariense
Lineage: Eukaryota; Fungi; Ascomycota; Eurotiomycetes; Eurotiales; Aspergillaceae
Product: acetamidase/formamidase family protein
Exons: 1
Coding region: 1-954 (317 amino acids)
Molecular function (GO): hydrolase activity, acting on carbon-nitrogen (but not peptide) bonds, in linear amides
Source: RefSeq, a predicted model, not a curated record
AUGGCACCGGCGGGUUGGAACAACUUCCAUGUGGGAAGAGAGUGUGGCCAUGUAAAAUGGUCCCGGAACAUUGCGCCCAAAUUGACUGUCUCCUCCGGCCAGACCGUCUCGUUUGAUGCCAUCGACAGCAGCAACGGCCAGCUCAACACCGCUUCGGAUGCCUCGGCCAUCAAGACGCUGGAUCUCAGCAUCGCCAAUCCAGUCUUCGGCCCGAUCUACGUGCAAGACGCACAGCCCGGUGACGUUCUCAAGGUCGAGGUCCUAGACCUUGAGGUCGCGGACUGGGGGUGGUCUGCCCUCAUCCCGGGCUUCGGCCUGCUGGCGGAGGACUUUACCGAGCCCGAGAUCAAAAUCUGGUCACUCGACCGCGAGAAGGGCUACGCUCAGUUCAAGGACAUGCGUAUCCCGCUCCGGCCCUUCCUGGGCUGCAUGGGCCUGGCUCCGGCCAACGACGAUGAACUAUCCACCGUGCCGCCCACCCACGCCGGAGGCAACAUGGACUGCCGCGAGCUCAGCGUCGGCUCGACUGUCUACCUACCCGUUCAAACCGCCGGCGCCCUCUUCAGCUGUGGUGAUGGUCACGCCGCCCAGGGCCACGGCGAAGUCUGUGGCACCGCCAUCGAAACCCCCAUCAAAGCAACCCUCCGCUUCGAGCUCGUCAAGAACCAGCCCUGGAUCACCGCACCCCAGUACCAGACCCCGCCGCGAGCUCAAAUACCCAACCCUCUCCCCGACCUCGGAACCUACGGUGCCCUCGGUGUCGGGCCGGACUUGUUCGAGGCUGCGAAGAGUGCUACUCGUAACCUCAUCCAAUGGCUCGUCCACACCAAAGGUCUCUCCAAGAGCGAGGCGUACAUUCUGGCUAGUGUCGCCGGUGAUUUGCAAAUCGUUGAGAUUGUCAACGUGCCCAACUUUGAGGUGUCCAUGAACAUCCCUUUGGGUAUUUUCAGCUAA